Molecule: messenger RNA, 276 nt
Organism: Nezara viridula (southern green stink bug)
Lineage: Eukaryota; Metazoa; Arthropoda; Insecta; Hemiptera; Pentatomidae
Source: the annotation of a GenBank genome assembly
AUGAACCAGAACCAAAAGACCCGGUCCUCAAUCCUGAGGCUGACAUUUGCUGAAAUGUUAAAAGAACAAGAGCCUUUAUGUAAAAUGGAAUUUCAUUUUCUGCUGGAGAGAACGCUUUGCCAAGAGAGGCGAGGCAUCGGAUCCCAACCAGCGUCUCUUUACCAAGGAGAGACGAUUCCGCCGAGUCCUAGAGCAGUUUGUGGUCUGAACCCGCAUCCUGUUACGACGACCGUUGCUGCUUCUUUGUCCCUCGGAAACGCUCCACGAUGCUAUUAA